Molecule: messenger RNA, 612 nt
Organism: Babesia ovata
Lineage: Eukaryota; Apicomplexa; Aconoidasida; Piroplasmida; Babesiidae
Exons: 1
Coding region: 1-612 (203 amino acids)
Source: RefSeq, a predicted model, not a curated record
AUGGUGCGUCAACCGAAGAAGCUGACGGACUGUCCGGAAAAUCUCCGGGAGUCCAUCGACUGGUUGAUCCAGGUUAAGCAUGGGAAUGGUAAUGAUGGUCUCCAAAAGUUGGCCGAUGCUUUGAAAAAGCUGAUUGGUGAUGCCAUUAAAAAGGCUGAUGAGAGUCUUAAAGAUAGGAAAGCACAACUUGAAUGCGCUCAAGAUCCUACUUAUCCUCAUUGUAUGGAGCUUAAAGACAAAAUUGCUAAAGCCAAUGGUGAUGAAAAAUAUAGGUUACAAUCCAAGUAUAAUGGCCAUUAUUCCGAAGUACAUGGCUCUGAGUCUAAAAGAAAAGAGGCUUUAGAGGAUAUUACUGAGCGGCAGAAAAAUCUUGAUGGACUCAAAACAAAGCUUAAUAUAUUUACCGACGAAAAUCAUGCUAAUGAAGUUGAAAAGCUUUUAACAAAUCUCACUGACGGUUUAGAAAAGUUUCUGGGUUUCAACUCAGAAUCCAAAGGCUACACCGGCGAUGGCAUCGUGUACUCGGACCUUGACAGGCUCUGCGACGGGGUGAUGGCGUUCUUGCACGGGGUGCUUAGUGGAGUGAGGGAUGAUGAUGCUGAGGUUCCUUAA